UUGCGGCUUCAUAUCACAUACGGAAGCUACUGGUGACAAUGACGCGUCACACGCUAACAAUUUGGACAUCAAAUUAAGAUAAACACAUCCGUAUAAUGGAGUAUAUUACUUCUUUCUUCAGACGCCAGUCAUAAUUCUGCGCGCACGCAGUUUAUUAUCGGUCUCCUUAACGCACGGACAUACACUCGCGAAAAUUGCGUUACAAAAUGGCUAAAUAACAGCUUACGUGAAGUGUUAUCGUUAAACAAAAGUGUACUUUAAACUUAUAUAAAUAUAACCUAGCUUACAAUGGCGACGGUUCCCGAAACACCAACCCCUGAAGAAACUCCUUCCCCAAGUGUUAACAAUAAGUUUAAUUGGUUGAAAAACGCGAAGAAUGCAAGAAGUAAUCCGUUCGUGAAUCCACGGCCUUCGCUUACCAGAGAGAGUUCUACGGCGGAAUUAUUUUCGAGGCAGAAUUCAAAUUCGGAUUUCUUCCAAAAUUCCAGAUUGAAUCUGUUUGAAAGCUCUCCGAAGCCAGAAUCUACUGAUUAUAAUAGCAAGGGUCUGACUUUCUUAGCAUGGGGCCAGCGUACGAAGCUGGAGAAGUUCCUGCUGGUCUUCAGCGGUAUACUGCUGCUGAUCGUUAUGCUGACAAUCGUAUUGCUGAUCAGCUCGUCAAGCCCGCCAGAGACUUCACCAGGAACAAGUUACGAUCCCAACCUUUGUCUUUCUGGGACAUGUAUUUAUACUGCCAGCGAGGUCAUAAAAGCCCUAGAUGUAACACAGGAUCCUUGUGAGGACUUCUACAACUUCGCGUGUGGAGGGUGGAUCAAAAAUAAUCCGAUACCAGAGGGAAAGUCUACCUGGGGCAUCUUCAGCCAGAUUGAGUUGCAGAAUCAGUUAAUAAUACGCUCAGCUAUGGAAAAAGUAAAGGUCGCCAACUCUUCUGGGGCGGAAGUCAAAGCAAGGAUUUAUUACGAUGCCUGCAUCGAUGCGAACGAGACAAUAGAGAAGUUAGCAGAAAAGCCUCUGAUCGGGGUUAUAAAGAGGCUGGGAGGAUGGCACAUUCUACCCAACACGCUGGUGAAGCAGCAGAAAUUUGACUUGCAGAAGUUGCUGCAGGAUACACAGAAUAAGUAUAAUCUCGGGGGUUUGUUCAACUGGGCGGUUUCUGAAGACGAUCGUAAUUCAACAAAACAUGUUAUCGUGCUGGACCAAGGCGGUCUAAAUCUACCAACUCGGGACAACUAUUUAAACAAAACAGCCCAUAAGAAAGUUCUAGACGCAUACCUUGACUACAUGUCCCGGAUAUGUAUACUAUUAGGAGCUAACAAAACGGAGGCGAGAGCCCAAAUGAACAAGGUUAUCCAAUUUGAGACGGAACUUGCCAAUAUAACGAUACCUUCUGAGGACCGAAGGGAUGAAGAAGGGUUAUAUAAUCCGUACACGAUAAAACAAUGGCAGAGAGAAGCACCCUUCUUAAAUUGGAGCAUGUUCUUUAAUGAUGCAUUUAAACUAGUUAACAGAACGAUUCCUGACGAUGAGAGAAUAGUUGUGUAUGCACCAGAAUAUUUUAAAAACUUGACAAAAGUUCUCAAAAGAUAUACAAAGACUGAAGAAGACCAAAGAACUGUUAACAGCUACAUGAUGUGGCAAGUUUCACGUUCGCUCUCUACGUACUUAUCGAAGCCCUUCCGCGAUGCCUCGAAGAUACUACGGAAGGCUCUGUUCGGGACGGAAGGCGCAGAAGAAUCGUGGCGGUAUUGCGUCACGGACACAAAUAACGCUAUAGGGUUCGCAGUGGGUGCAAUGUUCGUCCGCGAGGUAUUUCACGGCGCCGCGAAGACUGAAGGCGAGAUAAUGAUUGACAAUAUACGAGCGGCCUUCAAACAACACCUGAAGCAGUUGGAUUGGAUGGACGCAGAGACUAGGGAGGCCGCUGAGAGCAAGGCAGACGCCAUCACCGAUAUGAUAGGUUUCCCGGACUAUAUAUUAGAUAAAGAAGAGCUUGACAAACAAUACGAGGAGCUGGUUGUAAGACCAAACGAGUAUUUUGAGAAUAAUAUUGCAUUUAACACGUUCAGUCUGAAGCACGACCUGAGCAAACUAGACGAGCCUGUUAAUAAAACUAAAUGGGGUAUGACCCCUUCAACAGUAAACGCGUACUACACACCAACAAAGAACCAGAUAGUAUUUCCGGCUGGAAUUUUGCAAGCCCCAUUCUACGAUGAAAAUAACCCAAAGAGCGUGAAUUAUGGUGCCAUGGGGGUGGUGAUGGGACACGAGCUGACACACGCUUUUGAUGAUCAGGGACGAGAAUACGACAGGUUUGGGAACCUUAACCAAUGGUGGAAUAACGCAACUAUAGCCAAGUUUAAGAGCCGCGCGCAGUGCAUACAGAAACAAUACUCUCAGUAUUCAGUUGAUGGACAACAUUUAAAUGGAAGACAGACUCUGGGUGAGAAUAUCGCAGACAAUGGUGGCUUAAAGGCGGCUUAUCACGCCUAUUUGGACUACAGCAAGACAGUGGAUCAUAACCUCACUCUGCCAGGUCUUAAGUACUCCCACCGGCAACUCUUCUUUAUUUCUUUCGCUCAGGUGUGGUGUUCAGCCAUGACAAAGGAGUCUACAAAAAUGCAAAUAGAGAAAGAUGAUCACACAAUUGCAAAAUAUCGCGUCAUCGGUCCAAUUUCUAAUCUUCCAGAAUUUUCUGUGGAGUUCAACUGUCCCUUGGGUUCCAAAAUGAAUCCUAAACACAAGUGUGAAGUGUGGUAAUAAUUUAAAAGAGCUUUGUACGAAUGUGAUACAUUGACAUCUAACGUCAUUCGCUUUAUUUGGAAGUAGUACUCUUCGUUGAGUACAAAGAUGCUUAUGACAGUGACAGAUGUACGAAGACGUUAAGCUAACUAUUGCUAUGCAUCUCGCCAAAGAUAUAAGAGUACAUAGAGAAUUUAAUUUAAAAAUGGAAACACAAUCUGAGCAUAAUUUGACGUUUCGUUAUAAGUUAAAAUUAAAUGAUAUUUAUAAGAUAUGUAGUGAGAAAUAUCAUACUAUUAAUUAUUUGUAAAAAAGAUAGUAGUUUGUAUGGCUUAUGCUUUAGCUGAAUAUAUUAAUGAUUAUGUGUCGUGUUGUGCCUAAAGUAUAUAUUUUAUAAUAUUUUUGGAGUAAUGUUACGUGCAUUUAGAUAUUUACUACGAUUAAGUUCUUCAAAUGUUAUAAAUCAUAUUAUUAUAAUAAAAUGGAUCCAUUUCAAUCAAUAAAUCAUCCACAUCUUAAAAGUAACAUUGAGACAAUAUUAUCUAUGUUCAUGAUUACUCUAUAAAUACAUUUAAGUAUCCAUUAGAUUAGAAAAGCCAUUUACUAUUAAAUAUUAUAUAUUUAAGUUUGGUCACGGCAUGGGUUUUGAGUCGUGAGCGCAAUAUAUUAUGUUAAAUUUAUGCAAAAUGUGAAUAAAAUCUGUUGAGUAGUUUUUGCGUUUUGCCCCGAUAUACAUACGGACAGUUUUGUCUGUUUUUCUACUACUGUUUGGUUCCGUUAUUAUUAGAAAACACAGUAUGAUGUUAUGAUUUUAUUAUAAUAUUAUGUACCUAUAGAUUAGUUCAUUCCCUACUUUGAUUACCUACCGUUCUGUAUAAUAGAUAAUAUUAUAUACUCUGCUUAAAAAAACUUAUUGAAUCAGGCGUUAUUUUUCGGAAAUCCAUAAUUAUCUAGAUGUUGUGAUUUUUAUUGAGAGUAUAGUUUUGUAUUUAAUCAAUUCCACACGUGUUUCGCCUCUACACGAGGCUUCUUCGGGAGAUGUUGACUCACCAAAUUCUGGCACGAGAUAUAUUUUUACUCUGGAUGGCUAACCAAUUAUUAGCUACGAACAAAGUGACAGCUACUUUUUGGUCUGAAUCGACGGGCCUCGCAGUACACUUAAAUGAACCAAUACUAUGGCUGCCAACUUCUAGCCAAAGGAGAGUAUGCCCGAUUUCAGAGAGGGCACAUAAAAAGUACAGAUUAAUAAUAAAGAUUUUGCAUAAUUUAUUAAAUAUUUAGAAUUUUUUUACUUGUAAUAUUAUUACUAUAUUUGUACGUGAAUUAUUGUGGCUGCGUAGUGCGUACAUACGCAAUAAGUAUUUAGUACUAUCUACAAUCUACAUGAAGCAGAUUACAAUAAGUACUUUAUUUUAUUUAUUUACGCCAAACUGGCAAAAAUCAGAUGCAAUGAGUUUUAUAAUAUAUUUCAGUGUUUAACUUAUAUUAUCGUAUUAAUGUUUACUUUUGAAGUGUCUUAAGUAUCUUAACCUUCAAAAUAAAAGCUGUUUAUUUUUUCUCUAAUUUUGCAACGUUCGUUGUUUAAAUUAAGUCUGGUAGACUUAUACUGUAUUUAUUAAAAAACUUACGAGAACAUUUUGAUAGUAAUAUUAUCACUAAUUAAAAUUAUUUUAUAAAUACAUAAUAUAUUUAAAAGCGUUAAUUGACGCGUACGUAAAGUUAUUUAUAACAGUUCUGCGCAAUAGCUAUCUAAAGGUAUCAGUCACGAAGUUAAGCCAUGCAGCUAUAAGUUAUUUUGAAUGUAUGUCGUUAAGUAUUAUAAAAUAUACUUUCUUAAGUAAGUUCCAGCUGAAUUAUACUUAAUAAAUAGUAAGAUAGUACUCUUGUAAUAUAUGACAUUUUUCUUUCUAAGUUUUGUAAGUGAUUUAAAAGUGAUAAUUACUGUAAAAGUUUUAACAUUUUUCCUUUUAUCCAAAUAGAAAGCAACCUUCAAAUAUCUGAUAAAUGGUUGAAAAUUGUUUUAUAUAUAUCAUUUAAUGUGCUAAAUAUAUACAUUACGAGUGGGUUGUCUCAAUAAAUACUCCAAAAGCUAUAAUUUAAAAAAAAAAAACAACCGUUCCCAAUAUUCUAUCUACAGAUAGAGAAAAUUAUUACUACCUUCUACUGUCAGUAAUUAGCUGUCAAUAAUCUAAGGCUGUCCCAAUACAAUAAGCCAUUCUUAUCGCCUUAUAUUUGGACGCGUGAAUUGCAAUUGCCAUACAAACUUCUAUCGCUGAUAAGCUAUACGUGCGUCGUCCCAUUGACAGACAACGUGUACGGAUAAGGUGAGCUACCGUCGUAAAGUUUAUUGGGAGAGAAAAGUCAACGAUAGUUACGAUUUUUAUCUCAAGUAAGACUAGAUAGACUGAAUAUUGGGAACGGCCGUUAUCGCAGUAGGUACCCUUUCUUACCGUGUUCGUAAUAUAUCUUUAUCUUUGUUAUCAUAUAAGUUUAUUUAGUUAUUCCAAGUGUUCCACAUUAAAAUUUUAAGAAAAGAUAAUAGAUUUCUUCCAACAAUGGUACGUGAGCCAUUGAAAUAAAAAAAUAUCCAAAACACAAUACAGAAGACGGACUAAAAUUAAAACCCAAAACUACACACAACAUACCUACCAAAUAACUAUUAGUAAAUUUUUACAUAAAACCAUCUGUCUACAGCAAAUUCCACCUCCGAGGCAACAAAUAGCGCUAAGCUUCACAAUGACAAAUGCUCCUGUCAACUGCAGUCCCCCAAAAAACGUGCUCUGCAAAGGUUAUGUAACGUCGAAACGAAAAGUUUGAUAUAAAAUACUUAAAUUAUAUAAUUUAUAUAAUACGUGGGUGAAAGUCAAUUCUUAUUCAGAUUUCAAAGCAGUGGGAGGCUCCUUUGCACAGGAUGCCCGCUAGAUUGUGGGUACCACAACUGCGCCUAUUUUUGCCGUGAACCAGUAAUGUGUAAGCAUUACUAUAUUUCGGUCUGAAAUCGCCGUUGCUAGUGAAAUAACUGGGCAAAUGAGACAACAUCUUAUGUCUCAAGGAGACGAGCGCAAUUGUAGUGCUGCUCAGAAUUAGUAUGAAUUUUUUCAAGAAUCCUGAGCGGAACUGUAUUGUAAUGGGCAGGUCGUAUCAAUUACCAUCAACUGAACGUUCCUGCCUACCUCGUCCCUUAUUUACAUAAAAAAAAGAUCCCCUACUAUAUAGUACAUUUUUAUUCUACAAUUUUACCUGAUUUUAACUUUUUAAGUUUUGACGUUGCUGUCAUAAAAAUCAGAGCACAAGCUUGUCAAUAUUGAACGACUAUUUGGUUCGGAACACUUAUUUAAAAAAUAAUUAAUAAUUUAUUUGUGGUUAAUUAACUCCCAACUAACCCAACAAUAUAGGUAUUUAUAUUCUUACGUAGGUAUUUCAUUUUAAGUACCAAUUUAUCGCGUAGUUUGUAGAGCUGGUCAUAUUUCAUUAGAGUUUAAUAUGAAUUGUAAAUGAAAUUCUAGAAUUAAUAUUUUUCAUAUUUAGAGUACCAACCUAGGGGACUUUUAUAAAACAUAACCAACAUAUUCAGAAGUAGCAAUCUAUUUUAUGAAGCUUCUUAUUUAACAGUUACCAUAUCGACAUGUUUUAAUUUACUACUACAGAGGUCAUAUCGGAGCUUUAUGAGUUCGUUAUUAAUUGCUUGUUGAAGUGGUAUGUAUAAUCAUAUAAAAUGUUCAUUAUCAGUAUCAGAGAGAUACUGAUUUACUGCUAUGCAAUGGUAAAUACAAUACUAUAAUAUCAUUAAAAAAUAAACAAAAAAAAAAAUAGACAAAGGUAGGUAAAAAUAGACAAAGUUGCCUAGCCGCCUUAUUCAUAAUAAAAUACUUAUCGAAGUCUUAUAACCCUAUAUAAUUUAAAUUAUCACCAAUAAUAUUUACCCGUUACGUCGGACCAAAUAAGGCCAUAUGUUUAGGCUAUAAGUUAGCUUAUAAAUAUUAUUUCGGGUCUAUCUUUAAAACAUUUUAUUAAGAAUUUGUUUAAAUUAUACUACUUAUUAGAACAAGUUUAACAAUAAUAAUAACAAUACCUAGUUACUUAAAGUUUCAAUAAUUAUUUGGAUUUCCCUCCCUUAAUGGCGAAUCUGUAAGUUAUUUGGAUUAAAUAUAAUUUUUAGAAAACUUUAUGUUUUUCGCAUUAUCAAACAUGUGAUUGUUAUGUAUGACUCUAUUUCUAUUUGCCGGCUAUAAGUUAUUAUGUAUUUUUUAAGAAUAAACAAUAACACAGAAUUUUCUAAUUUAUAUUUUGCCAACGUAAAGAUGACAUUAUUAUUAUUGUUUUUAAUGUUUACAUAAUGUUAUUUGCAUGAAAUAUUAAUAAUUAUUUAAUAAAUUGCAAUAUACCUUAUGUUAAUUAGUUAAUUUCCAAAUUCAGAUAAUUUAUUUUUGUUGACUGAUCAGUAAUAAGCAAGUAAUAGGUUUGUAAUUUGUGAUAAAUCAACUGCAUAAUAAAAAAAAAUAUGUACCUAUUGGAAAAGUUUUUUAUUUAUAUAAUCAAUAAAUAUAAAUUAUACUUCAUAAGAAA
Leptidea sinapis is the source of this 7305-nucleotide messenger RNA. RefSeq names its product endothelin-converting enzyme homolog (gene Nep3). The transcript is spliced from 14 exons. Gene Ontology annotation, cellular component: plasma membrane. Gene Ontology annotation, molecular function: metalloendopeptidase activity. Lineage: Eukaryota; Metazoa; Arthropoda; Insecta; Lepidoptera; Pieridae. The coding region runs from base 289 to 2757 and encodes 822 amino acids. Gene Ontology annotation, biological process: protein processing. The record is from RefSeq and is a predicted model, not a curated record.